Drosophila mauritiana is the source of this 894-nucleotide messenger RNA. Its product is annotated as farnesol dehydrogenase. The coding region runs from base 36 to 788 and encodes 250 amino acids. The transcript is spliced from 2 exons. The record is from RefSeq and is a predicted model, not a curated record. Lineage: Eukaryota; Metazoa; Arthropoda; Insecta; Diptera; Drosophilidae.
CCGAGUAAUCAUCGUUCAAAUCGCAAGCGAAAAUCAUGGAACGCUGGCAGAAUCGCGUUGCCGUAGUCACUGGCGCCAGUUCGGGCAUCGGAUCGGCCAUCGCCAAGGAUCUGGUCCUCGCCGGAAUGACGGUGGUGGGUCUGGCCCGACGCGUCGAUCGCGUCAAGGAGCUGCAGAAGGAGCUGCCGGCGGAGAAGCGCGGCAAACUCUUUGCCCUCUACUGCGACGUGGGCAACGAGAGUUCCGUGAACGAGGCCUUCGAUUGGAUCAUCCAAAAGUUGGGCGCCAUCGAUGUGCUGGUCAACAAUGCCGGCACCCUGCAAUCCGGCUACCUGGUGGACAUGAAUCCGUCCGUCAUGCAGCAGGUACUGCAGACGAACAUCAUGGGCAUUGUGCUGUGCACCCAGCGAGCGGUGCGUUCCAUGCGGGAGCGCAAGUUCGACGGCCAUGUGGUGCUCAUCAAUAGCAUCCUGGGACACAAGACCAUGACGGCCACGGAGGGCGUGGCGCCCGAUGUCAAUGUCUAUCCGCCCAGCAAGCAUGCAGUUACCGCGCUGGCCGAAGGAUAUCGCCAGGAGUUCUUUGGCCUGGGCACCCGCAUAAAGAUAACGAGCGUCAGUCCGGGCGUGGUGGACACGGAGAUCCUGCCGGACAGCAUUAGGGAGGCCAUCAAGGAUCGAAUGCUCCACUCCGAGGACAUCGCACAGGGAGUGCUGUACGCCAUUGCCACACCACCACAUGUCCAGGUGCACGAGCUGAUCAUCAAGCCACUUGGCGAGACCAUGUAGACGGAGCUCCAGGAGCUCUGUUUUCAUAUUCACAUACAAUUUUCUUAUACACUUAAAUAUUCAUAAUUUAACUAUACACGUUGCAAUAAAAACUAUUUAAAUUUAA